Messenger RNA from Protomyces lactucae-debilis, 1897 nucleotides. RefSeq lists its product as uncharacterized. The transcript has 2 exons. Gene Ontology annotation, biological process: protein catabolic process in the vacuole; cellular response to glucose starvation. Lineage: Eukaryota; Fungi; Ascomycota; Taphrinomycetes; Taphrinales; Protomycetaceae. The record is from RefSeq and is a predicted model, not a curated record. The coding region runs from base 391 to 1719 and encodes 442 amino acids.
AGCGCAGCGCUCCCUUGUGUGCGGCUGUGCAUUGGCAGAUCAAGUAGCAAGCUCUCUCUGUCCAUUCGACGCAACAGCUUGCGCUUUGCAGUCUGCCACUCCCAUCACUGACGCGGGGAAAAGCGAACAUCUCCAUCUGCAAGGUGACAAUAUACGACGUGCUUCGUUGCUCCUGAGCCGCAUUGAACCACUGCGCGCGAUCUGUCCUCCUGUAUCCUCAGGAGGCAAAUAAGCAAGCGAAGAGAAAAGGGGGGGUUUUUCGGUGCCAAGCCGACUCACAAAACAUACCCGCGUGAAGGAAGGAUCGAAGCGAGUAAGAUCGAUAGCAGGCUUCACUGAGCUCCGCGCAUAGUGUCUGCUUCUACAACAACAGAUCCUGCCACAACAUCCAUGUCAGGAUCAAUGGGUGCUCGCGAAGAGACCUGUCUACCAAACUACCAAACGAGCCAUAUCGAAGAACUGCCUUCGCCUACACAAGUGCAGCCAGAGUCAGAGUCACCUGAAUCAUCCAGAUCCUCGUCACCUUCCCUCAACAUCCUUGUGCCCUCAGACGACAUUGCCAUCAAGGUCGACCCGGACCGGCACGUCGACUAUCUCUCUCACGAAUGGACAGAGAAUGAUAUCUGGGUGUCUUGGCGCCAAGUGACAAAGCAAAAAGCCUUCCUGCAAAGUGGUGUGCGGUUGGAGAAUGCAUCUUGGCGGACAUGGGCAAAGAGUCGCAAUAACCUCAAGACCAUCUCACCAGAGACGCUCAACUGGCUCAAGGACUGUGAUGUCACCUGGCUGUAUGGACCGCUGCAUCGCGGAACACAGUUUGCUUCAGCACCGCAAGUCAACCAUGUCACGAAUCCACUCUUGACGCCGAAUGGACGACCCCAUCGUCGGGGCAGUGAAGAAUGGUUGCCGACACCGCGAUUGGAUCAAGUUGAGUUGCCAUUUGCGGCGCAAAAGGCGGUACAACGGCAAGCGAAGCCUAUCUUGAAGAAACGGUCCAACUCGGAGAUGAUGCUUGCUCGGCAUAAUAACGUCAAGGUAGACCCGCUACCGCAUACCGUUGCGAUACUACGGCAGGAGGAUACAGAGGAGGAUACAACGGAUUCAGAGUCAAGACCAACCAGCUCAAAUUCACUCUCAAGACCAGUAGCGACACGAACCUACUCGGCUCAUUCGGCUCUGCGUUCUGCCAGAAAGCAACACUUUAGAAAGGAAACAGGCGGUGACCUACCAACAAAGCGCAGAAUUCACUUCAACGAAUCCGUGGAGCAAUGCAUCUCCAUCAUCAAACCUGAUCCAGAUGACGACGACUACGACUCGCAGUCGAGUGAUGAUAUGCCCGUCAUGCGCAUCUCUGCUCCGCGGCCACCCAUCAACAUUGCAAAACUUCCGAGCACGACGCUCAAGAUGCCUGCAGCCAAUAUGAAUGGCCAUGUGGCAAGCUAUGGCACCCCGUCCAGUAUAUUUAAUGAAGACGACUUGUCUGAUGAUGAAACACACGUGUCAGCAUCGAGGUCCGGCAAGAGUCCCGUGAUACCGUCCACGCGAUCAAGCAGGUCCAACUCCACCGACAGUGCCAUUCUACCCAAUUAUGACGGUGUACGUGAAGAUGACCCGCCGCCUGGCAUUCUUGGACGGGCUGCUGAAGUUGUGACGAGCGCAAGGGAUCUCGUGAGUGUCAUUUGGAGCGCAUCUGGAUGGCGGCGAAGCAGCGAUACGCUUUGAUCAACAUUCAACAGAAGGUUUCUUCUUGCAAGCAUUCACCCCCAGUUAUCUCUAGAUGGCGCGCUCUCUUCACUUUUGUUCUUUUCCUCCUUCUCUUUUGGCUCGGCGAAGCCAUGAGUUGUGUUUCGCCUUUUCCUGCGACCUGCAACGUUCCCGGCGCAUUCAUUCACAUUGCUGU